This is a messenger RNA of Entamoeba nuttalli P19, 441 nucleotides long. RefSeq lists its product as hypothetical. Lineage: Eukaryota; Evosea; Mastigamoebida; Endamoebidae. The transcript is spliced from 2 exons. Bases 1 to 441 code for a protein of 146 amino acids. The record is from RefSeq and is a predicted model, not a curated record.
AUGAAAGACGAUAUUUCAAGUGAAACAUUUAAAUAUGACUGGAACUUAGGAGUAAUUAAAAUUACAAAACAUGCUCGUGUUAUUGUUACGAUAAUUUUAUGGAUUAUUACAGCAAUAUUAUCAUUAACAACUUUAAUAUUGUUAUUUACUAUUAAUAAUAAAUGGAUUAUUUUCUCUUUGUAUAUUUGUUCAUUACCUCCAUCAUUUCUUUCUUAUUUUUUUGUGUAUGGAUUUAAUAAAAAAUGUUGUUGUAUUACUCCACAUGUAACUUUUGCUAUUAUAUUCCAUGGGAUUUGUAUUGGGUCUGUUAUUGUUACAUUAAUUCAAGUUGGUGUAAAAGAACCAACUGCAGUGGUAAUUAUUAUUCAGUCAAUGUAUAUCUUUACUCAAUUAAUACAUUUACCAUUUAUCAAACCUUAUGUAGACCAAUUUCUCUCAUAA